Messenger RNA from Baudoinia panamericana UAMH 10762, 3066 nucleotides. RefSeq lists its product as uncharacterized. Gene Ontology annotation, molecular function: ATP binding; ribonucleoside-diphosphate reductase activity, thioredoxin disulfide as acceptor. The transcript is spliced from 3 exons. Bases 176 to 2938 code for a protein of 920 amino acids. Gene Ontology annotation, biological process: DNA replication; deoxyribonucleotide biosynthetic process. NCBI's taxonomy places the organism in Eukaryota, Fungi, Ascomycota, Dothideomycetes, Mycosphaerellales, Teratosphaeriaceae. The record is from RefSeq and is a predicted model, not a curated record. Gene Ontology annotation, cellular component: ribonucleoside-diphosphate reductase complex.
UCCUUCAGCCUCCCGCACCACCCACCCUUGACAUCCUCCACACUCCUGUACUGGAUACAGAUACCAUCAGACCGCAUUCGCCUCACGCUCACGCCAGCACGUCUCUCAAGCAUCUCGUACUCGUCGUCAUCGGCCCGCAUCACCCACUCACGGCGACAGCUCGCCGACGUACGGGAUGAUGUACGUCUUCAAGCGAGAUGGCCGGAAGGAGCGGGUGCAGUUCGACAAGAUCACAGCCAGAGUGUCGAGGCUCUGUUACGGCCUUGACCCUGAGCAUGUCGAUCCGGCCGCCAUCACUAUGAAGGUCAUCUCUGGCGUCUACCAAGGCGUCACCACAGUGCAGCUGGACGAUUUGGCAGCCGAGACGGCCGCAUACAUGACGACCACCCAUCCAGACUACGCCAUUCUCGCGGCUCGCAUCGCGGUGUCCAACCUUCAUAAGCAGACAAAGAAGCUCUGGUCGUCUGUCAUCUCAGACCUGUACCACUACGUGAAUCCGAAGUCGAAGAAGCCAGCACCGAUGAUCUCCGAGGAGACGUAUAACACGGUCAUGAAGCACGCCGAUGAGCUCAACAGCGCCAUCGUUUAUGAUCGCGACUUCAACUACCAAUAUUUUGGCUUCAAGACAUUAGAGCGCUCAUACCUUCUGCGUAUCGACGGCAAGGUGGCAGAGCGUCCGCAGCACAUGAUCAUGCGCGUCGCUGUCGGCAUCCACGGCGAGGAUAUCGAGGCUGCGAUCGAGACUUACAACCUCAUGUCGAACAAGUACUUCACUCAUGCGUCACCGACUUUAUUUAUGGCUGGCACACCACAAGCUCAGCUUGCUUCUUGCUUCCUGAUCGACAUGAAGGAGGACAGCAUUGAGGGCAUUUACGACACGCUCAAGACAUGUGCCAUGAUCUCUAAAAGCGCCGGCGGAAUCGGCCUGAACGUGCACCGCAUCCGCGCAACAGGCUCCUACAUCGGCGGCACCAAUGGCACGUCAAACGGCCUGGUGCCCAUGCUCCGCGUCUACAACAACACGGCACGUUACGUCGACCAAGGUGGCAACAAGCGCCCAGGCGCCUUCGCCAUUUAUUUAGAGCCAUGGCACGCUGAUGUCUUCUCGUUCCUGGACCUCCGCAAGAACCAUGGCAAGGAAGAAGUGCGUGCUCGCGACCUUUUCUACGCCCUCUGGAUACCCGAUCUGUUCAUGAAGCGAGUCGAGUCCAAUGGCAACUGGACGCUCAUGUGCCCUAACGAGUGCCCUGGCCUCGCCGACGUCUACGGUGAUGAGUUCGAAGCUCUCUAUGAGCAAUACGAGCGUGAGGGUCGUGGCCGGGAGACUAUCAGGGCACAGAAGCUCUGGUAUGCCAUUCUUGAAGCGCAGACGGAGACUGGCAACCCUUUCAUGUGCUACAAGGACGCUGCCAAUCGCAAGAGCAACCAGAAGAACCUUGGCACAAUUCGCAGCUCGAACUUGUGCACCGAAAUCAUGGAGUACUGUGCUCCCGACGAAGUUGCUGUCUGCAAUCUCGCCUCGCUUGCGCUACCGACCUACGUCGACAUCCAGAAUGAGGUGUACGACUUCCAGAAGCUGCACGAAGUGGUCAAGGUCGUUACCAAGAACCUCAACAAGAUUAUCAACCUCAACUACUACCCUGUACCGGAAGCCCGCAAAAGCAACUUCCGUCACCGGCCCAUUGGUCUUGGUGUCAGCGGUCUUGCUGAUGCUUUCUUGGCCCUCCGCAUGCCGUUCGAUUCGGAUGAGGCGAAGCUUCUCAACAUCCAGAUCUUCGAGACGAUCUAUCACGCUGCGCUCGAAUCAUCCUGCGAAAUUGCUGCGGAGCUUGGACCGUACGAGACCUACGAAGGUUCGCCCGUCUCGAAGGGAGAGCUGCAGUACGAUAUGUGGAACAAGGAGCCAACCGACCUGUGGGACUGGACAUCGCUCAAGGCGAAGAUCGCACAGCACGGUGUGCGCAACUCAUUGUUGGUUGCACCUAUGCCCACCGCUUCAACCUCGCAGAUCAUGGGCUUCAACGAAUGCUUCGAGCCGUAUACCAGCAACAUCUACUCUCGUCGCGUGCUGGCGGGCGAGUUCCAGGUCGUUAACCCGUGGCUGCUCAAGGAUCUUGUCGACCGCGGGCUGUGGUCCGAUAACAUGAAGAACCGCAUCAUCGCCGAUGGCGGGUCGAUCCAGAACAUUCCCAACAUCCCAGACGAGCUUAAGGCACUGUACAAGACUGUCUGGGAGAUCAGCCAGCGCCACAUCGUCCAGAUGGCCGCCGACCGUGGUGCGUUUAUUGAUCAGUCGCAGUCGCUCAACAUCCACAUGAAGGAGCCGACCAUGGGAAAGAUCACCAGCAUGCACUUCACCGGCUGGAAGUUGGGUCUCAAGACCGGCAUGUACUACCUUCGCACAAUGGCGGCAUCAGCACCCAUUCAGUUCACAGUCGACCAGGAGAAGCUCAAGGUCGUUGACACAAACGUGGCCAGAACCGGCGGCGCCAAGAAGCGCAAUAUCUCCGGCGCCUACAACGCUGUCUCUUCGCCCGCUCUUACCCCAGUGCCACGCCCAAUGUACGAGAGCAAGAUGCUUAGCAAUGGCGUUCCCAAGGGUGUCGUCACGCCAGCCACCACGCCCCCACCGGAGCCGCAGCCACGCAAGAAGCUCGAGCGUUCAUCCUCCGCAGUUGUUAACCCACCCUUCCCCGCUGACCAGGAUGAAGGCGAGUCGCCGCAAGUCCUGGCAUUGGAUGGCAUCGACGGCACUACUCCUAACGGUGAAGAGCUUCCCGAGCCUGCUAUCCAGUUGGAUGAGGACGUGGAGAAGAAGGCCAAGCAGGCGGAGGAUGACAGGGCAUCAAGCCAGGAAAGGGAGGGUGACAUUUAUGCGGAAGCAGUGUUGGCGUGCAGCAUUGAAAAUCCCGAGGCUUGUGUGAUGUGCAGUGGUUGAGUUUUAUUCGGCGAUACCAAGUUUCAUGACGGUUCGCUGUUGGCGUCGGGGGCGGGAUACUGCAUGUGGCGUUUGGAUGUGUAAUGCGUAGUAUAGAUGACCCUCAAAGCACUCUACAAAUCCGGCGC